AUGGAUUCAGAGACGAGUAUAGCUGCUUGUGGGACUCUGAAAUUUUUGCAAAUGGGAAUAUGGUGGUUCUCGGUGUUGAUCUUUCUUGGGUAUAUAAUGGUUUGGAUUAUGAUGCCCACAAACACCUUCUUUCUUCAUUGGUUACCUGACAUUCAAGCAAAGACACAUCCAAUAUACUUCGGCCAAGAAGGAACAACCAUACUUUUAUAUAUAUUUCCCAUUUUACUUAUAGCCACCUUGGCCAGUCUAUACCUUCAUUUUGAGCAAAAACGUUCUAAUCAUAAUACUGAAAGGUACAUUCCAAGAUUCGCAUCAUGGAAAAGACCACUGCUUGUAAAUGGUGCUCUUGGGAUUAUCUCUAUGACAGAGAUUGUUUUCAUUAUAAUGUUUAUUUUACUAUUAAUCUGGUCCUUUUGUUCCUACUUACAUGGCAUGUUUGCAAGCGUGGCACUACAGGCAGCUAGCGAGAGAGAACAAGUGUGGGAAGCCAAGCUGGAAAAUUCAGCCCUGGCUUUAGGCCUUGUUGGAAAUAUUUGCUUAGCUUUACUGUUCUUUCCUGUCUCAAGAGGGUCUUCAGUUUUGCGGUUCAUUGGCUUAACUUCAGAGGGAAGUAUCAAGUAUCAUAUCUGGCUAGGACAUGUUGCAAUGGCCCUAUUCACAGCCCACGGACUGUGUUAUAUUAUUUUUUGGGACAAUACUCAUCAAAUCUCACAGAUAUUCAAAUGGAACAAAGCUGGCAUCUCAAAUGUAGCUGGAGCAGUUGCUCUGCUUGCUGGAUUAACCAUGUGGGCUGCUACCUUACCUUUCAUAAGGAGAAAAGUGUUUGAGCUUUUCUUCUACAUUCAUCACCUUUAUAUUGUCUUUGUAGUCUUCUUUGUGCUACAUGUGGGAUUUUCCUCUUCUUGCAUAGUGCUUCCAGGAUUUUACCUGUUCUUGAUCGACCGGUACCUGAGAUUUCUACAGUCCCACCAGAAAAUUCGGUUGGUUUCUGCCCGUGUUUUGCCUUGUGAAGCUGUUGAACUGAAUUUCUCCAAGAACCCAGGAUUGUGUUAUGCUCCUACAAGUAUCAUUUUCAUAAAUGUUCCUAGUAUUUCCAAGUUGCAGUGGCACCCUUUUACAAUCACCUCCUGCAGUAGUAGUGAUUCUGAUACCUUAAGUGUUGUCAUAAAAAGUUCAGGAAGCUGGUCCCAUACUUUGUACCAGAAGCUAUCAUCUUCAUCUCCAAUGUCCCACCUUGAUGUCUCCAUUGAAGGGCCCUAUGGACCGGCUUCAACCUUUUUCUCAAGGUAUGAAAUGCUAGUGAUGGUGAGUGGAGGAAGUGGCAUUACUCCUUUCAUUUCCAUAAUCCGUUCGCUCCUCUUUAAGGCCAACACUGCAGGGGGCAAAACUCCUAGAGUUCUUCUUAUAUGUGCCUUCAAGAAGUCCAUUGAUCUCACCAUGAUAGACCUCAUCCUUCCCGUUUCAGGCACCACCUUUGACAUCUCACGUUUGCAGCUUAAGAUUGAAGCCUAUGUAACCACAGAGAAACAGCCAGAAAUGAAUGACAGAAAGCUCCUUCAAACAUUAUGGUUCAAGUCUAAUGCAUUAGAUGAACCAAUUUCUGCAGUCUUAGGACAGAACAGUUGGCUCUAUCUCAGCAUUGUCAUCUCGUCAUCCUUUAUAUUAUUCCUUCUACUUAUUGCCAUCCUAACUAGAUAUUACAUAUAUCCAAUUGAUCAUAAUUCAGACCUGGUAUACCCUUAUUUGUCAAGGUCCAGUCUAAACAUGUUAUUGAUAUGCGUGUCUAUAGCCAUUGCAGCUACAUCUGCUUUUCUCUGGACCAAGAAACAGAACAAGGAUUUGGGACAGAUUAAAAAUACUUAUACAUCAACUCCACCAACUUCUCCAGCUUCAGGAUACUACAUUGCUGACAGAGAAUUAGAGUCUCUUCCCCUCCAAUCCAUUGUCCAAACAGCUAAAAUACAUUAUGGGGAAAGACCUGACAUAAGAAAAAUACUCUCUGGCUGUGAUGGAUCAAGCAUUGGAGUUCUUGUUAGUGGGCCAAGAAAAAUGACACAUGAAGUUGCAUCAAUCUGCACCUCUUGUUCCACAGAUGACCUACGUUUUGAGUCCAUCAGCUUCAGCUUGUGA
This is a messenger RNA of Abrus precatorius (Indian licorice), 2130 nucleotides long. Its product is annotated as ferric reduction oxidase 2-like. The transcript has 9 exons. NCBI's taxonomy places the organism in Eukaryota, Viridiplantae, Streptophyta, Magnoliopsida, Fabales, Fabaceae. The record is from RefSeq and is a predicted model, not a curated record. Gene Ontology annotation, molecular function: oxidoreductase activity. Gene Ontology annotation, cellular component: plasma membrane. Bases 1 to 2130 code for a protein of 709 amino acids.